Molecule: messenger RNA, 582 nt
Organism: Magallana angulata
Lineage: Eukaryota; Metazoa; Mollusca; Bivalvia; Ostreida; Ostreidae
Exons: 4
Coding region: 77-532 (151 amino acids)
Source: RefSeq, a predicted model, not a curated record
UAAAUAGAUUGUCUAGUACAUAGGUACUAAGUAAGUAUCCUAGAGGUCGCUCAAUACGGAGAGAUAAGGAUUCGUCAUGAAAACACUCAUUCUUUCUGCUAUUUGUCUGACCCCAUUUUUGAGCAUCUUCCUUGCUGCGGUGCUACCGGAAACGACUCAUCACGUGACUACAAAACACGUUACUACAACCCCGAGGCCAACCCCGGAAAGAUAUGAGCAAACCAACAACUUCUAUCUGUACGACAGGGACAGCCAUUACUUCUGUGUCUCCCAUCAUUCUAUCCGUGUUCACUACCACUACUGUCUCUGCUAUCAUCUCCCGUAUGAACACAGAGGAGAGCUCAAUGAUCCCAUGUUGCUUUUGAAAACAGAGAAAUUGAUGUUUGAAUUAUAUGAUGCGGGGUAUUACGUACAACUACCAUUGAAGGAGCUUGAAUAUUACAGCCACCGAAACUAUGCUAUGUGUACUCACACUAAUGGUAAUCCACCGAACACGACUUUCUUUAUGGUGUAUCCCAAACCCGACAAAUAAAAUGCAGGUUCAAGGAGAAUGUAAAUAAAAUGUGUACACCAAUUGUAAAA